UUCCAAGCCAAACCCUUCUGUGAUUCUUUGAUGAUUCAGGGCUCUGCUGGAGGCCUCAGGAGAGGCUUUCCAAGCCUCAGACGCAGAUGAAGAAAAUGUUCUCCUCUCUCAGCAUCCUCCUGAAGGCACCACGGGCCUCCUGCAGCCCCAGGCCCACACAGGGUGCUGGAGUUUGGUGCAUGCCCUGCCCCUCUGAACGCUCCUGAGAGAGGUCCCUGGACUCCCUGUGGCUCGGGGCACAGGGUUUGGGGCUGGAAGCUCUCUCUGAAGCAGUGGGGUGAGAAGGGCCCCAGGCUGAGUGGGUCUCUGGAGCAUCCCCUCCUCCCUCGGUGCCUUGUUGAUCUCGAGCUCUCCGGGCUGUUUGUCCCUGGUGUGGUGCUGUGCUGUGAUAACCGUGCCUGACCUUGCAGCCUGCCCGGGGCGGCUGCACUCGUGUCCUUGGCGCUCCUCAGGAGUGCCCGUCCCCCACAGCACCCCCCGGCUGCUGCCUGUGCCAACCCUCCCUCUGCUGUCCCCUCUCUGUCCCCUCUGCUGUGCUGUCCCCUCUGUGCCCAGCUCUGUCCCCUCUGUGCCCAGCUCUGUCCCCAGGAUGGCCCUGUGGCUGUCCCUGCUGUCGCUGCUGUCGCUGGCGCUGGCUGGCGCUGCCCAGGACCCGCUGCUGAACGUGUGCAUGGACGCCAAACACCACAAGAGCCAGCCCGGCCCCGAGGGGCAGCUCUACGGACAGUGCUCCCCCUGGAAGGACAAUGCCUGCUGCACAGCCAACACCACCUCGGAGGCCCACAGGGACCAGUCCUUCCUCUACAACUUCAACUGGAACCACUGUGGGGUGAUGCCACCCAAAUGCAAGCGCCACUUCAUCCAGGACACGUGCUUGUACGAGUGCUCACCCAACCUGGGGCCCUGGAUCCAGCAGGUUGACAGCAGCUGGCGCCGGGAGAGGAUCCUGCACGUGCCCCUGUGCCGGGAGGACUGCGAGGAGUGGUGGGAGGACUGCCAGGACGCCCGGACCUGCAAAGAGAACUGGCACGAGGGCUGGAACUGGGCCACAGGAAGGAACCACUGUCCCCGGGGCAGCCUGUGCCGGCCCUUCAGGCAGGUGUUCCCCCGGCCCCAGGACCUGUGUGAGAAGGUCUGGUCCGGCUCCUUCAGCUACAGCCGCGAGCGCCGCGGCAGCGGCCGCUGCAUCCAGAUGUGGUUCGACCCCGCCCGGGGCAACCCCAACGUGGCCGUGGCCCGGUACCACGCCUGGAGGAGGAGAUCCUGUCCCCCGGGAGAGCACGGGGCCCCGGAGAGCGGCCGGGCCGUGCGUGCUGUGCCGGGCUCUGUCCCGGUGCUGCUGCCCCUGGCCCUCCUGCUGCUCCCUGGGGGAGCCCAUGGGUGGGGGUCCCAUGGGUGGGGGUCCCAUGGGUGGGGGUCCCAUGGGUGGGGGUCCCUGUGA
Prinia subflava (tawny-flanked prinia) is the source of this 1441-nucleotide messenger RNA. Its product is annotated as folate receptor alpha-like. The record is from RefSeq and is a predicted model, not a curated record. The transcript is spliced from 4 exons. The coding region runs from base 590 to 1441 and encodes 283 amino acids. Gene Ontology annotation, cellular component: external side of plasma membrane. Gene Ontology annotation, molecular function: signaling receptor activity. NCBI's taxonomy places the organism in Eukaryota, Metazoa, Chordata, Aves, Passeriformes, Cisticolidae.